Messenger RNA from Colletotrichum chrysophilum, 1356 nucleotides. RefSeq lists its product as uncharacterized. The transcript has 2 exons. The record is from RefSeq and is a predicted model, not a curated record. NCBI's taxonomy places the organism in Eukaryota, Fungi, Ascomycota, Sordariomycetes, Glomerellales, Glomerellaceae. The coding region runs from base 1 to 1356 and encodes 451 amino acids.
AUGGCGAGAAGGCUGGAAGCAAAGCCCGGACGCCUAGAGUGCAGAUACGAACCUCGGCACAUCCGCUCCAAGCGCAGUCUGCAGGCUGAGCUCGAUGUCCUCAAGGCUGCGCAACGCCAGAAAGAUGCCGUAAUUGCGGCGCUGUCACUCCCAAGCCAGAGCAUGGAGGUGCUCCAACGACUGUGGACAGGCGAGCCGAUUGAGAGUAUCUACGAGACUCUCGGGUGUCGUGAGGUGUUGCACUCAUCCGAAGCUUCAAACCACGCCUCAGACGUAGUCCAAGGUUCCACUGCCCCGGACCAGCCACCGACGAACGCGUUCAGUGCCUCAUCUUCGUCUACGCCCACCCAGACGUGGUCUAGCUCCCAGCCAGCUGUGGAGCAGACAGAAAUUGCCAUGGGCCAGAACACGGGAACCGGCCACCAUGGAGGAGAAAUGGACUGCGAUGAACACGUCGCAUCGGAGUAUUCCAACGAACAGGUCGGAGGCUCGAUGCUCGACUACAGCGGUUUCAUGAACUUAACUUGCAAUGGGGCCUUCAAUCACUUUGGAGUCGGAGCUCCCAACUACGACCCAAACAUCCCUUUCGGCGACUCCACACAUGUUCAGCAGUGUGAUGCCAACAUACACCACUUUGAGAACGUCUCAUUUCCCAACGAUCCCGAGUACCUGAGAAAAUCCUCGAGCAGCACUCAGAGCAGCCAAACGAGCUUCUCAAACGGGUCAUCCAUUGAGUCCAUGCUUUGGCCAGGCUCUGAAGACGGGUUUCCCCCGUCGAGCGACCCUGCACAUAUGCGCCCUGGCCUGUCGCCAAUUGCAUCACCGAUAACGAUUAGUUCGACCGAGUCUCGCCCUGCCUCCCGCGAAGCAGUUUGUAAAAGCCCGGCGAAGAACCCGUUUCGGUCACCAAGAAAGCAGAGAACCAACAGCGAGGUUCCUUUCCGACCUCGCACGAGAAAGCGGAGUCUCAACGAGGAAGCCCCCUUCUCAAGAUCACCAAGCUUCACAGAGGACGAUACGCAGACGUCGAGAGAGCAGAGCGUGUACCCUUCAGACUCGUCACAGUCUCGCAAACGGCACCGCACGGCCUCGGCGCGCAGUUACAAGAAGCAAAAGGACCAGAUUGAAUUCAUGAAGGCGGUCAAGUUGGAUGUCGAAAUCCGCAACGAGGAGCUGAAGAAGGAGCAUGCGGAGCUGUGGCACCAAGUGCUAGCGAUCAAGAACGCGCUCAUGGGCCACGCUGAUUGCAAACACCCAACAAUCAACGCCUGGCUACAGGCAGAAGCUGCUGACUUCGUUCGUGACGGCGUCAAUAGCCAUAGUCGCAAGGCGGGAACAUGGCCGGUCGGCCAGUAG